AUGGGGGUGGCCAGUUCGCACGAGUUGACUCCAAGUCAAGAGGCGACGUGGAAUUCUUCUUCGCGGCGUGAUCUGCAAUGCGGUUUGAACUACUCGAGACGAGAUUUGAUGUUGUGGCCGCAACUGGAGCCCGUGGCUUACUGGUUUACGGCUCAAGAUUGUCGACGCCUGUAUUUUCGUCUUCGGAACAAAGCGGGAGCAACGGGUUUGCUCACAUUGGGCGAGUUUCUGCAGUGGCUUGAUGUCGGAGACACCUGUUCCAAGGCAUCGCGUCCUGAAGUCUCGGACGUUAUGACACCUCCACUGCGCAGGAACCAGCAAACUGUCGACUGUGAAGACACUACUAAAGACCCACCGCCCAUCUUAGCAAAAUACCUACAGUACGUCUUUCUUACGUUUACCGAUAGACGUGGUGAUCGACUGUACGCUCUGGAGUUUCUAGCUGCCAUGGUUGUCAUCUCUCGAGCAAUUUGGGACUUUAGCGAGAAGGUGGAGCUGCUACUCGAAUUGUUCCAUGAUCCUGCGACUUCCAAUCGGAACGUGAUGGCUCAUGGCAGUGCUCAACGGCUUAAGGAGACGGACGUAGCGCGUAUGCUUCUAUGCGUUAUGAACGGCGUGGGUCGAGCAACUCAAGGAGUUGCUACAGUCUGGCAGACUCACCAACUCCGCGUGGCCGUAUUUGCUAGGCAAAGCGCUCUUCGUUGCAUGCAGAGCAUCGCGAGUAAACGUUCGGCUACGGACCGUGCUCGAGCAGGUACCAGAAGCGUGUCGAGUGAGGAAUUCCGAGCGUAUGUGACUUGUACGCCAGCUCUACAUCAAUUCUUGUCACUUUUCUCGGGCGAGGAACUACGCAAUCCUCUCACGUUCGAGCGUAGAGCUGCUCACUGGUCACGACAAACGGAGCUGUACGAGUCGCUUUUGGGUCGAUACGUGACAUUCGAGGGUCGUGAAGAGCGCCGUCGCAACAGUGCAGCGCUCCUGAUCCAGUCCACCUGGAGACGCCGGUGUUCGCUGAUUGUUGCUCAACGUUACGCCGAUAAUCGAGCUGCACACCGCCACGAAUCGGCGGCUAAACUGCAAAGAUUUUUCACGCAUCGACGUGUAGCUCGGGAGCUUGAGGCACGCACUGAGAUUGAGAGAUCCGCCCUCAACGGAGGAGUAUUCGUUGCUGGCUCAGGCCCCAGCAUUGGGAUGGCCACAACGGAAGCUAAGAAGGGAUCCAACACAGGGGCCCCCGUUCGACUCAUCGGGGCCUUUGUAACUCUGAAUGCAAAACUUAGGACGUUGGCCGCGUCCUCUACAUUUGCGUUAGGCGUACAGGACGACGGUCACUCUUUAUUCGCUUGGGGGCGAUGUUUACCACGAAUUUAUGACCAAGAAGCUGCUAGUGAGAGUGAAGUAUGCCUUUUACAGGCCACACCUCGCCAACUGCAUAUCCGCUUAGCAGCACCGGUAACUGAAGUGGCUUGCGGCUUACGACACGCACUCGUGCUCACUCAAGACGGUGUAGUGCACUCAUGGGGGUUUAAUGAUCACGGACAAUUAGGACACGGAUCAGCGGAGACCGUGGCAGCUCGCACCUCUGGCCGAGUGCGCUAUGCGUCCUACUACGACCAACGCUCCGGCGAAGAGGAAGAGUAUUUGGCUUCCCCCACUAAGCUUCUCUACUUUGAAGGAUGUGCAGCUCAACAGGCUGAUCCGAUCCCAGUAGCUCACGUGUGCUGUGGAGAUUACUAUUGCAUGGCUCUCAGUCGAGCUGGAGAUGUCUUCACGUGGGGUGAAGCGUCCGAAGGUCAACUCGGUCAUGGCGAGACACACGAGUACUAUCAAGUUGCGCUAGCUGAUCGGCACAUGGUCAACUCGGCUUACACGUACUUGGCACAGCCAGAACCAGUGCUGGCAUUGAGCGACGUGUGUAUUGCCCAAAUUGCAUGUAGAGGAAACCAUUCCGUCGCGUUAAGCACUGAGUUAGCGGGGUAUAGGCUCUUCGAAUGGGGAAACUGGGGUAGAAGACGCGGCGUGGACAGCGAGCAUGCUUUCGUUCCGGAGGAAACAGUCGGGGCCUCUGCCUUGAGACUGCGUCAAGUAGCAGUUGGAGACCAUCACAUGCUUGCGGAAGGGGCGAGCGUGUGGCUUAAGCUGGCAACGCGCACGAAUAGACCGAUCGAAGACGCGGAGGAGGAAACUGAUUUCUUGGUGGAGCCAUUGGCCGGUGCGUCAAGCUCUUUGGAGGCUAUCGAGAAGGACUUUAUGGGGAAGGAGUCGACCUCUUGGGUCUGCUGUCUCGUUGACUUGGAUGAAGACGACGUGGAUGAGGAUACUAAACUCGAAGGCGGCGACGACUCUGCUUCUAGUGCAAGCACCAAGGAGAGCAACAAGGGCGCGCUUUGGCAUAAGCGAGCAGAGAGAUUUGCCGUGAGCCUGGAAGGUCUUGCAGGUUUUGAUCCAUGUUCGCUACGUCUCAUCAAUGCAGGUGGCACUUCAAAUAAUGCUGCUAGCACCUACGCUCAAGGUAUAGAUCAAUGGCUACGUGGUCGGGUGUCAAACAGACUGGUGGUCAUGCCGCGGGGCAAACCUGCGGGGUUUUACUUGCAGUUCCGUCUCCCUCACAACACAGGACAAGUGGCAAGUAACGGAGACACUCGAAGCGAAGACGCAAAAGCCGAUGAUCCCAGUAGCAAAAGUGCAGCCUCUGGUGUGGUCUUGGAGCUGGCUGUGUGCGGAUCCAACACGGCCAAGCGAGCCGUUGGACGUCGCGGAUUCACCACACACGUGUACCAUCCGACAAUGGAAGCGGCUGCCAAACGACUCAAGCAACAGCAGCUACGUGCGCGGUCCAUGACCAAGAAGAAGCCGACAGUCACACCGACCGAGACGAACAGCAUUUUCGUGCUGGAAAUCAACCAGAGUGUGCUAACACCGCUAGCUUCAGCUGUCGCCGAAGGGAUUGGAACUGAGAGCGAGGCAGAACUGGAAGCGGAGACCAUAAUCAGCGAGAUUGGUCACCGCGUAUUGGAGCUUCAAGAAGCUGGCGCGCUUGCUGUGCUUGUGGUGCUGGAUCUCUUCGAUGCUGAUGCGUUCACAUUGCGGUUCUCCGAUGAUUCCGGGGUGUUUGUCCCUGUGUUCAUGGUAACACGACAGACUCAAGCUACCGUCAUCGGGUCGUACGGAGACGCGGGGUCUGUAUCGGAGCCUGAUGAUGGAGACUCGACUCGGCGUACCUCCUCUCCACGUCGUCUCUCCUUGCAGUCUAUGGCUCCAUCGUUCUCAUUGCAGCCACCACCGCCACUUAUGGCUCGAUUCUUCUAUCGUACAGACACAGCUGCUACCAGAGCACAUGGGGCGUUUGCCAAUGGAGCGGCUGCCGUGCUGUUUGUAGCCAACGAAAAUCCGUCCGAGCCUUCCCAGGCAGCCUUUCGACGGUCCCUUUCAGCAACUCUGUCAACGCACAUCACGAAGAACCAUCAGCUUGUCGGACUCAUUCCACACGAACAUGGACAAAGAUUGCGAGCUGCUUCUCGCAUAGCUUUCCUCGGGACACCAGCACAGACACCGCUGAUACGUCGUUGGUCGUUCUUUGGGGCUACAUCGACACCCAGGGCAUCAACCAGCUCUGAACUGAUCGCUGACGUGCAGUUUGAAAUGCGUCCUGGAGGCACAACGUAUGCUUGGGGUGACGCCGAGUCAGGGCGACUGGGUUUGGGAGAAGUGGUUGUUGCCAAUGCGGGAGGCGAUGACUCGACAGAUACUGUGGAGGUUGAACCUCGACUUUUCCAGGAUGGAUACGAGGCACUCACAGAUGCCACGUACAGCUUUGUGGCACAACCGACAUGUCUUCCUACGCUUGUAGGAGUGGAGAUGAAGCAACUCUCGUGUGGAGAUGCUCACUCAUUGGCUGUGACCAAACAUGGCAGAGUUUUUUCCUGGGGACGAGGUACACGAGGCCAGUUGGGCCACCCCAUUGUCUCCUCGUGCACAGCAGGAACGGUUGCUUCUCCUACCAAUAAGUGGUCACCGCGCAUGAUACGAGGGCUCCGCCACGACCCCGUUACUGAAGCUGUUGCAACUGACCAGAGCUCGAUAUUUCUCUCGGAGAUCGUAGAGCCAGCGGUGCUCAAACAACGGCAGUGUCAGCUCGCACAACUCCGAGCCAUCUCCAAACAAACCGCAGUUUCUGCAGCUGAUGAGUAA
Molecule: messenger RNA, 4191 nt
Organism: Phytophthora infestans T30-4
Lineage: Eukaryota; Oomycota; Peronosporomycetes; Peronosporales; Peronosporaceae
Product: regulator of chromosome condensation (RCC1), putative
Exons: 2
Coding region: 1-4191 (1396 amino acids)
Source: RefSeq, a predicted model, not a curated record